CGUAGCCUUGUGAGUGAUCGCGCGCGCGCUGAGCUUUGAGUGAGGCUUUGACUGAGGAGGAGGAGGAGGACUACAACGACCUGCAGCUUGCACGGUUACUAUGGCGAUGGGAAGGCUCGUCGCCCGGGCCUUGGUUCUGAGGGGGAUGCUGACAGGCUGACACCCACCACCAUCCCUUUAGUUGAGGCUGUCAGUCCCGCCUUUCCCCACAAAAUCCAUCGCCUCCUGCCGUCUGUGGGGCCCUGUUAGCUCCCGUUUCCCCAGUUAUCAACCUAAAGGACGCCCCCUCUCCAUCCCACAGUGCUUCGUUCGCUAUGGGCCCCUGAAUUCUGAGUCCACCUACAAAGGCCAUGGAGAAGAGGCUGGAAGACAAUUUCAGUAUCAGCUCUCUGCACAUUUUGGGACAGUUCCUUGGAAAAGCUGCCAAGUUGUUGGGCCAGAUUCACCUUCUCUACAUAUGUGCCUGCUUCAGUGUUUUCUGUUCCUAUACAGAUGCUAGCUGGAACAGAAAUGCAUGCCAGCCGGGGAGGCCUCUGGUGGGGCAGCACUUGAGGUCAUCAGAUGGCGUCCAUCUCCAACUCCUGGAUGGAUUUCAUUCCAUCCACUCUUGUCAAGCAGCCUGCUGUCAGAGCCCUGACUGUGAUGCAUUUUGGCUUAUGGGCAAAAUGUGCAUCCAGGUGAACUGCACUACUCCUCUGGGGUGUCAAGGAAUACAGACCAACUCUAUUGACUCCAUCUUGGUGUUUGUAAAGAAGCCUGCCCAUGCAUUAUCCUCCCAGCCUGUAGCAGAGAGGAAAACACAGCUUCCUAAAUGGUUGGAUGGGAGGGAAGAACAUAGAAGAAGUAAAACAAGGAUGCGGAGGUCCUUUCAACAGCAGCUGACUCAGAGAGUGCACCAAGUAGAUGGCAUCAGUAGCUCUCUAAGGAGGGAGACAAGUUCCAGCAGUGGAAAUCCCGCAACUCCCCCUGCUCCAUCUCAACCUUCAGAUAGUAAGGACCUGGCAGAGCCUCAGUCUUCAGGGCAAGAUGCAAACCUUCCCAGAGACCUUGUGAAUCCAGAAGGGGUCCUGCUGCAAAACAGUGAAGAUUUAAAAGGGCCAAAAUCUCAAAGCUUGUCUCUUCCUGUGAAAAGUAAUGUGAACAGCCCAAGCGAUCUUGUUGGGAAAAACUCUGGGGGGGCCCCUGCAGGAGCUGCUACUCCGAAACCAUCUCCUGUAGCUUCAUUCUCCAGUUCUGCCGUGCCAAGCUUGAUGGCUGUUGGGGACUCUGAGAAAGCCAAGCCAUCCAACUCUUCCAUCCAGCUUUCAUCCUUGGAAGAGGCCGUUCCAAGUUCCAGCACUCUUCAGGGGAAAGAUACUGUGACAGUUCAGCAGCUGACCUCCAUUCCCACCGGCAUGCCCACCAAUAACAGUGUUACUAUGGCCCCAACUAAUCCUGCCAUGUUACCCAGCACUGCUGCCCCAACACCAGUUAUCAGGAAACUGGCUGUUUCUGCUGGAGACAGUGUACAGGUGACGCUUCCAAAGAAUGAAGUGGAGCUGAAUGCAUAUGUCUUGCCUCCGCCACCUGAAGGAAAUAUCUACUCCUAUGACUGGAGGCUGAUCACCCAUCCCACUGAUUAUAGCGGAGAGAUGGAGGGCAAGCACUCACAGAUCCUCAAGUUAUCCAAGCUCACGGUUGGCCUGUAUGAAUUCAAGGUGAUCGUUGAAGGUGAUAAUGCAUAUGGUGAAGGAAGAGUGAAUGUGACAGUGAAGCCAGAGCCUCGAGUAAAUCAGCCUCCUGUGGCUAUCGUUUCUCCCCCAUUUCUGGAGAUCUCAUUGCCAACCACCUCUACGGUAAUUGACGGCAGCCAAAGCACUGAUGAUGACCGGAUUGUCAGCUACCACUGGGAAGAACUGAAGGGGCCCCUGCGGGAAGAGAAGGUGUCUGCAGACACUCCAAUUCUGAAAUUGACCAAUUUGGUACCUGGAAACUACACGUUCAGCCUCACUGUGGUAGACUCAGAUGGUGCCAGCAACUCCACAACUGCCAGCCUGACUGUGAACAAAGCCGUAGAUUACCCACCUACGGCGAAUGCAGGUCCUAACCAAGUGAUUACUCUACCCCAAAACUCCAUCACUCUCUACGGGAACCAAAGCACAGACGACCACGGUAUUGUCAGCUAUGAAUGGUCCCUAAGCCCCAACAGCAAAGGAAAAGUAGUAGAGAUGCAGGGAGUGAGGACGUCGACUUUGCAGCUCUCUGCAAUGCGUGAAGGUGACUACACCUACCAACUGAUGGUGACAGAUUCUGCUGGCCACCAGUCCACUGCUGAGGUGACCGUGAUUGUGCAGCCCGAAAACAACAAACCUCCUGAGGCAGAUGCUGGUCCAGACAAAGAAUUAAUCCUCCCAGUGGACAGCACCACUCUAGAUGGCAGCAAGAGCUCAGAUGACCAGAAGAUUGUAUCUUUCCUUUGGGGAAAAACACGGGGUCCAGAUGGUGUGAAACUGGAGAAUGCCAACAGCAGCAUCGCUACAGUCACUGGGCUGGAGGUUGGCACGUAUGAAUUCACAUUGACAGUCAAAGAUGAGCGGAACUUGCAGAGCCAGAGUUCGGUGAUGGUCAUCGUCAAGGAAGAGAUAAACAAGCCCCCCGUUGCAAAAAUCGCUGGGAGCAUCAUCAUUACCCUUCCGAACAGCACCGCUGAGCUUGAUGGGUCAAGGUCCACAGACGACAAGGGAAUCGUCAGUUUCCUCUGGAUUCGGGAUGACAGCAGCCCUGCAGCUGGGGAGGUGUUAAAUAAUUCGGAUCAUCACCCGAUACUUUUCCUUGCCAACCUAGUGGAAGGGAUGUACAUGUUUCAUCUGAAAGUGACAGAUGCCAAAGGAGAAAGCGACACAGACAGAGCCACAGUGGAAGUGAAGCCAGAUCCGAGGAAGAAUAACCUUGUUGAAAUGAUCCUUGAUGUGAACGUCAGCCAGCUGACGGAGCGGCAGAAAGGCAUGUUCAUCCGUCAGAUAGGCGUUCUGUUGGGGGUCUUGGAUUCGGACAUCACCGUACAGAAGAUUCAGCCCUAUACUGAGCAGAGCACCAAAAUGGUUUUCUACGUGAGGAACCAGCCUCCUCGCCAGAUUUUCAAAGGGCGCGAUGUUGCAUGGACUCUCAGGAAUGAACUGCGGAAGCAGCAGUCAGACUUCCUCAUUUUCAGAGCACUGGAGAUUAACACAGUCACAUGCCAGCUGAACUGUUCAGAUCAUGGGCACUGUGACUCCUUCACCAAGCGCUGCAUCUGUGACCCUUUCUGGAUGGAGAACUUCAUCAAAAUGCGGAUUGGUGAUGGUGAGAGCAACUGUGAAUGGAGCGUGCUGUACGUGGUCAUUGCAUCCUUUGUCAUCGUGGUCUCCUUUGGGAUCUUCUCUUGGGCUGUGGUCUGCUGCUGCAAGAGACGGAAAGGAAAACCCAAAAGGAAGAGCAAAUACAAGAUCUUGGAUGCCACAGAUCAAGAGAGUCUGGAGUUGAAACCAAAUCCCAAAGCAGGCAGCAAACAGAAAGCUCAGGUCCAGAACACCAGUCUGAUGCAUUCGGAAUCCGAGCUAGAUAGUGAUGAAGCGAUCUUUACUUGGCCAGAUCGGGAUAAAGGGAAACUUCUGCGCAACCAGAACGGUUUCCUGCGCAAUGGGCAGGUGACGCCCAAGCCGAAGAAUCAACGGGAAGAGAUCCUAUAGCCACAGGCUGGCCUUAGCUAAGUUAUGGCAAGCGGUUGUAGGAGGCUGUUCUGCCCUUCCGUUGCACGAGGAACCAAUGGAAGCCAGCCACACCAUGUUCAGGGUAACGCUGCUAACGUAUUACGUGACGACACCUUUUGUUUACUGCUGAUCUUUUUCUUACUGCUUGUACUUGAAUUUGGACUUCAAGGGAAACUUUGGCACAAAGAAGCUGUGAAACAAAGACUGUGAAGGGCAAGCGCUCGUUCUGAAAUACCAUUACCUCCUCUCACGGAACUGUAAAAGCUCCAGCCUGUGCCGUGCACCUUUUCCUACCAGCCCUGAAGUCUGCCUGCUGUGUGGGGUGGCCCUUUUCACCCCCACACCUCCCUUUUGUGGAGGGUGGUUGGUUGUGUUCUCAAGAACUGAACUUGGCUCUUGCCUGCCUCGAAAGCCAAGAUGCCUCAGACUGCAUGUUGGGGGGAGGGUCUCUUUUUUUCUAAAAUGCUCACUUCAACUGUAGGAAAGCAAUUUUUGUUCUCUCUCAUCGUUACCAACGAGUUUCCAAGUCUUUCCACACAGGAGGAGGAGGCCAGGCUUUGCAGAAAGCAGCAUUUUGUGGCCUCAGGGGCAUGGAGGGGGAGACACUUUUGGGUCAUGUUUAUGAUUGUAAACCGUUAUUUUUUGUUCGUUUGUUUUAAGUUAUUGUUAGUCUCACCACUGGGAAUGGAGGCAAUGCUGCCAUAUCUUUGAACCCCACCCCCAACACUCCCUGUCAGUUCCUAAAGCUUGCUUCUUUGUAGACUUUAGGAUAUUAAGUUCUUAUUCCAGUUGAGAAAUACCUUUGACAAUGGGAAAAUCUUUGCACAGUUGUUAAGGGGAAGGUGGUUCCAAGCCACAUAUGGCUAGAUCGAUUGAUUACUUUGAUCCCCAGUAGAUCAGUGCCUCCACCACCUCUACUUUGCACUUCUUCUUUGUUUCCUGUUCAUUGUGUGCUUGUCUUAGGAAGUAUUGUUUUCUUAUCAGAUUCAGAGAAAUGUCUCAUCUUUUGCUGUCCUAAAGUAGCUUCUGUUGAGCCUCCUUGCUUGAAUGACACUAACUUUGAAGAUGGAGAGCUUCUUCCACUGUUCACACCAACCCUCUCCCCUUUUUGAAUCAAUGGAAUGCAAUGAUUGGGUUUGGUUUUUCUUCCAUCACCUUUUCCCCUGCUUUAUUCUCCCUGCCUUUUACCCACUACGCUUGGCAAACUAUGUGCCUCUCCUGAAGAAUAAUCACGUUUUGAGGGACUUCCCUCCCUCCUCUGUUCAGUUCUGCUGCCCUUUAAGUCCCAAAGGGGAGCCUUCCUGCUGCUCGUACUUUGAAAACUAAAAUUUAAUUGUGCUUUAGAUUAGGGACAGCAUUGCCGAGAGCCACCAUGGGUCCUCAGACAAAGAUUGCACCUGCCCCCCACCCAUUUGACCCUGCUGAAAACAAUUAUUGAUUUGCUGUUAACCAUGAAUAGAAUAAUAAUUGUUGAUUGGGUAAGAAACAUUAAAGGGAAGUGAUAGGAUUAUUAAAAAACAGACUUUACUUAAUAAAUGAUUUACACAGUGUACAUUGCAAUAAGGUAUUGUGCAAAACAACACUUUCAAAUAACAACCAGCUAGCAAGAAGAGACAGACUUGAAGAAUCCUAGCUCAAAGCACUUUGCAAGCUUUUUGGCUAGCAAAGAGUUCAAUAACACUAUCAAAGUCAAGGUUUUGAGCAAACUGUGCCUCUGUUGCCAAGGUUCCUGAGCUGACAGAUGAAUUUGGCUCAUUGAGGAUCGUGGGCAGUUUUUGAUACGUGCAAGGCUACUGAACGAUCGUUCAGCUUGGGCAACAGUAACAGGUGUAGAGUGCAGUAAAUCCUCAGAGCUAUUCAACAGUCAAGAAAUAAGUUUGCAGUUCCUGAAGUUUAUUUAAAAGUUGAAGAGCAGCAAUAUUUGUAGUCCCAGAUUGGCAGAGUACACAGCCUUCAAAUGUUUUAUUUCUUCACCAAGAUCUUCUGAUACGUCACUACAAUAUUCAGCACAAAAUGCUGUGACCAGAUCUUCCAUUUCAUUGUUUUCAAAAUUUGGGUAUUUCCACAAGGAACCAAAUGUAAAGUCCAUCUUUUUUGUUGCUUCAAAGCAUUUUAUUGUGUCAUCCCAUUAUGCAGUCAAGAAGAGCAUAGAAGACUUGCCUCUUGAAACACUCCUUCAGAUCAGAUUCAUGUAAGUUUUCAUUAACACUUGAAAUCCUUCAGUGGAUCCAAACCGCUAACGCUUCAGCCCAGUGGUGUUUCUUCAAAUAGGCCAAGUCUUUCCUUUGACUGAGAGAUGGGCCAAGUCUUUCCUUUGAUUGAUCUGGGCCCUACACAGCUGGCACUGUGCAAAACAUGGAUCCUCCAUCAUCUGGAAGAGCACCACCCAAGGUGUCUCCUUUGCAGGGAUUGGGACAGACACACUGUGUCCAGGGGUGGGAGGAGAUGCCCAGGAGAAAAGGGACUGAGAUGACAGCACAGUGGGUGCGCAUCCUCCUGUGGCUGAGUCACAACAACUUGUGCAGUACCCCCCUACAGGCACCUCUGCAGGCAGCGCUCCAGCAUCAGCCUCGAUGAACAAGGCCUGGUGAGGCUUCUUCAUUGCGCCACCCUAGCCAGAGGAUGGGGUGGUGUGAGGCAGCUGUGGGAUAGGCCUCCACACAGGUUUGGGGGGCAGGAGCCGCAGCCUCCCCUUCACCCUACUACUCUUCUGCUUAGCUUCUCCACAGGGUCCCACUGAUUCCCUGCAUCACUCAUUUCCCCUCCCCUGGACUACUUCACCAAAGUAAGUUAGCUGCACUACAAUCUGACUCACUAAAGUGCUGUUACUCUUGACUUUUUCCUCCACAGCGCUAACCUGUAAUAGCCUUUUUUAUCGAGCCUUCAUACAACCUAACUUUUUGUUUUGUAAAACUACUGCUAGUCGUGCUUCAGUUAAUUUUUUUAAAAAAACAAACAAACUGGUUCUGUCUUUCUAGCCUAAAAGCUAAUUUUUUUGUAACUAACCUAGACAUGGAUGUAUAAACUCUUUAAAACCCUUAAUUUAUUUUAUUUUGUUUCCUUCCUAGCCUACAAGCAAAGCCUAACACCCCCCCCCCCCCAAAUUAAGCAACUCCCUUCCAAAAACAUAAAAGACUAAAAGAACAGCCUAAAACACCAUUUAAAAAAAACCUCUUGGCUUCAAUUGAGUGAGGUAAGCCUAAUUUUUUUUCUAAGUUAACCUAUGUUUUAAUUAGAAAAAAAAACACCUGGCCUCUUUUUAAUUGACUGGGAGGGGGACUUGGACCCCUAAGUUGAAAAUUUUGUGUUUUUUUUAAAAAAAUACCUAGCACAUAAACCCUCAGUUUACUGUUAUUAAAAUCUGACAAGACAUUUCCCUGAGAACAAUUAAAUUUUUUAAAACCAGGAACACUCCAAAACUCCCUUUGGGUGUGGCCACCACCAUCAUGGACGUUCGCAGUGCCAACUGGGUCAGGGUUCAAAACAGGCUUGGAAAGGGUCAGCCAUCCAUCCUCACCCUUGCAACAUGAUGACCAGACCUGUGGUUGUGUUUGGUCACAGAUGUACAUAUGACUGCGUUUGGAAAAGCUUCUCUUAAUUGUGUAAUAUAGGAUGUUGACGUUUCUUCAAGAACUGAAAGUUCAAAACACAACACAGGAAAAACCAGAAGAAAGCAACCAGAAAGAAUAAACUUUUUAAAAACCUUGCAACCUGGACGCCCCCCCUCCCCCCCCCAGCCCUAGGAAAGGUCCUUGUGAGAAAAUAAGAUACCCUUUUUUCCUUAUUUAAGGUUUUCCUCCAUGUAUUUUAACAAUGUACGCAUGACUGCAUUCUAUAAAAAAAAUUCUUAAAUGUAAGAGUAGUCCCCUGUGCAAGCACCAAGUCAUUACUGACCCAUGGGGAGACAUUGCAUCACAACGUUUUCUUGGCAGACUUUAUGGGGUGGUUUGCCAUUGCCUUCCCCAGUCAUCUACACUUUACCGCCAGGAAAUUGGGUACUCAUUUAACCGACCUCAGAAGGAUGAAAGGCUGAGUCAACCUUGAGCUGAUUACUUGAACCCAGCUUCCGCCAGGAUUGAACUCAGUCAUGAGCAGAGCGUGGGCUGUAGCACUGCAGAG
Molecule: messenger RNA, 7847 nt
Organism: Eublepharis macularius
Lineage: Eukaryota; Metazoa; Chordata; Lepidosauria; Squamata; Eublepharidae
Product: KIAA0319 like
Exons: 21
Coding region: 351-3707 (1118 amino acids)
Biological process (GO): homophilic cell-cell adhesion
Cellular component (GO): cytoplasmic vesicle; plasma membrane
Molecular function (GO): calcium ion binding; protein binding
Source: RefSeq, a predicted model, not a curated record